Molecule: messenger RNA, 8344 nt
Organism: Dermatophagoides pteronyssinus (European house dust mite)
Lineage: Eukaryota; Metazoa; Arthropoda; Arachnida; Sarcoptiformes; Pyroglyphidae
Gene: Piezo
Product: piezo type mechanosensitive ion channel component
Cellular component (GO): membrane
Molecular function (GO): mechanosensitive monoatomic ion channel activity
Source: RefSeq, a predicted model, not a curated record
UUUUGGUUGAUGAAAUAACGAAAAAGAAGAAACUUGAUUUCUAAUUGAUUGAUUGAUUCAAAAAAAACGUUUUCAUUUAUUUAUUGAAUCCAACCGACAACAACAAAAAGAAAGAACCAACGAUGGAUAGAUCACAAUUAACAGUGAUUCCUAAUAAAUCAACAGCCACCACCAGCAGCACUACAAACUUACAACAACAACAACAAUCACAAUUAAAUCGACCAAAAACAUCAAGUCAAGCCAGUACAACAAUAAUAACAAAUACAAAUACAAAUACUAAUACUAAUACAACAACAACAAUUGAUCUAAGUCUUACAUUAUGUCAUCUUUUACAACGAAUUCUUAUACCAUUUACAUUGGCUACAGCUGUUUUAUUUCGACAAAAUCUUUUAUCAGCAAUCUAUCUAAUACUUUUGUUAUUGGCACCAAUAUUACCUAGUCCAACAGCUGAAAAUGUUAUCAAUGGUGUUAAUGGUUAUUAUAUGAAAAUUAUUAUCGGUAUAAGUUCUAUAGCAAAUUCUGCACAUAUUAUUACACAAAUUGUUUUUUUAUCCGCAUUUAAUUAUCAAACAUCAAUUGAUUAUUGUACAUAUACUGGAAAAAUAUUGAAUCUAAUCGGUUUUCAUCGUUAUAAUGAUGUAUCAUUUUUUAAUAUUAUUCGUUUAUGUUGUAUGGAUUUUAUUGUACUAUUAGUAACAUGUUUAGUAUUAGCUUUUUCUGUUCGUACCUAUCAUUCUAAAUUAUCAUCAUUAGGUGAAAAUGAUGGUCGAUUACAUGAACGACGAUUUACCGAUGUUAGUUAUGUUGCCGAAUUAAGUGGUAGACGUUUUACCGAUAGACAAACAAUAAUACCAAAUAAACGACGAUUAAAAAGAGAAAAAGCUGAACGUCUUAGCUAUUAUAUUUGUGAAUUUAUAUUCUUUGUUUCAUUAUGUGCAUCGGCUAUUCUGGAACCAUCAUUAACAUCAGCCAUAUAUUUUCUUUAUUUUUUAUUUAUUGGAUCAUGGUUUGCUUUGGAUCGUCCAUUUGGUACUGGUUAUCAUUAUUUUCGUAUAUUUAUCGCCAUUUUUGUUGGUCUACAUUUUUCCAUAAUAUUUUUCUAUCAAUUUUUAAUGUUUCGUCCAUUACUUCCACCGGAUAAUAUUAAUGCUCGUUUGUUCGGUUUGGUUGAAUAUACAAACAAUACCUGUUAUAAUAUACGAGAUUUUAAUCUUCAUGAAUAUCAUUUUGUAAGAUUUUUACAUCCGCUUGUAUUGCUCACAUUAUAUUUUGUAUCCAUUAAAUUGAUACGAACUGUAUUGAUCGAUAAAAAAUUAUCACAGCAAUUAGCCAGAACAAAUGAUGGAAAAACACCAAUCGUUUAUAUGGAAGAUGAUGAACGAAGACCAAUGUUGUUGACAGAAUCAAUACACAUGAAUUAUGCAUUUGAUAUUAGAAGCAAUGAUCAUACACCCUUAUUACGUAUGAAUCGAUUAAAUCGAACCUAUCAUUCGGUACGUGGUAGAGCCGAUUCAAUGAUCGAACCACAAACAUUAUCACGUAUUUCACAUUUAAAUGAUGAAUCAUCAACGAAUUUACAUUCACAACAAAUGUCCACAUCAUUACCACCAUCACCAAUACCAAUUCCAACAUCAUCAAAUAUAUUUAAUAGUGGAAAACAAUGUCGUGAUCAAUCGAAUAAAUUUUCAUUAUUCAAUUUUGAACUGGUCAGCUUGGUUAAACGUGCUAGUUAUGUUAUAACAUUAAUCGUAAUGAUGACCUGGUCAAUAACAUAUCAUUCAUGGCUUUCAUUUGUUUUAUUAUUAUUAUCCUGUGUCAUAUGGAUGACACCGAAUUCUCGACAAACUUGUUUAAGUUCAUCACCAUUUUUAGUUUUCUAUGCAAUUGCUUUGGUUAUUGGUCAAUAUAUUUUUAGUUUAAAUCUUAACGAUGAUGAAUUACCAGUAACAAUUGGUUCGAUUAGUAUCAGUGAAAUUGGUUUUAAAAAAUAUGGUGAAUUUUCUUAUCAACCAUUGUUUACGAAAAUAUUUUAUACAUUGUUUUUUUGGGUUACACUUCGUCAAUACACUGAAAGUCUUAAAGAUCCAAUAACUAGUGACACAUCACCAGGUAUAUUAUCACCAUUAUUUAAUCUUGGUCCUCGUGCUAACACAAUGGCACCGACACCGGAUGAGACACAUCAACAACAACAGCAUCAACUUGAAACACAACAAGGUUUGGCAUCACAAAGUGAAAUUUUUAAUUCAAUGAUGAAAUGUUUCAAUGAAAUAUUGAUCAAAUAUUGGAUAUGGAUAGUAGCCAUUAUGCUUAUGGUUAUGUCAUUAAGCGGUUCAAAAGUAGUCAUCUAUCGUAUUGUUUAUAUGUUUUUAUUUCUUAUAUUUACAUUAUUAUUGUUAAUUUCAUUGAAAUGGUGGCGUAAAUUUAUCUAUCCAUUCUGGUUGAUUGUCAUUCUUUAUUCGAUGAUUAUUUUGAUUGCCAUCUAUACAUAUCAAUUUAAUAAUUUUCCCGAAUAUUGGGAACAUUAUCUACAUAUUGAUAAAGAACUACAGGAAGAUCUGGGUCUAGUUGUUUAUGAUAAUGAUGCUUUUGUAUUAUUCAAAGAACUUUUAACACCAACAUUUUUUAUUAUCAUUACUAUUAUUCAAGUACAUUUUGUUCAUAAAGAUUUUCUUGAAUUUAGCAAUAUUGAUGAAAUACUUAAUCGAUUAGCAAUGGCAUCUAGUCGUAAUAAUUCUGUUGCACUUGAUUUACGUUUAGAAUCUGGCCAAUCAAAUGUAUCAUUAAAUCCAUCAUUGAUUAAUGAAAAUAAUCGAGCAUCAACAGCUACUAAUACAGAUCUAAAAAGUCAACCAAGUCAAUCGGAAAUUUCCGUACAAACGGUUAUCUCAAAACGUAAUAAUAAUAUUAGACCAACAAUGAUGCGAAAUUAUUCACCAUCAAUGGCCAAAAGUGAUUCAAAAUUAAGUUUAUUAACAUCGAAACCAACAUUUGCGCAAGAAGUUCAAGAAAUAUUUUCAAAAUGUAUUCGUCAUCUACGUCAACUUAUCGAUCAAUGGAUGAUUGUAUUUUGGCGUUUUCUUGAAGUACAUAUUAUGAAAGCUGUCUUACUUUGUACCGUAAUCAUUGCCAUUCAAGAUAUUUCUGUCAUGAAUGUUAUUUUUGUUUUUCUCACUAUCGUCUUGAUGAUCUUCAGCCGAUUUGAAAAGACAAUUUGUUGUAUGUUUGCCAUAUGGGCUGGAAUAUUGGUUUUAUUGAAAAUGUUAUUUCAAUUGGAAAUUGCCCAACGAAUUGAUUGGUAUACAAAUUGUAAAGUAGAUAUGAAAAUGAUUCUAGUGGAUAAUCGAGCUUAUAUUGGAUUCCUCAAAACUGAUGAUAUUUUUACUUAUAUUUGUGAAUAUAUUGCAUUAAUUAUCAUAUUAGUAUUUCGUCGGGUAAUCAUUUUAAGACAAUAUUUAUAUCGUAGUCAAGAUUAUGGUGAUCGUCCAUUAUUUGAAGGUGUUAUAUUUCCAGAUGUUGAUCGACCAAUGGCCGAUAAAGAUUUUGCCAGUUUUUUUAAAUUUUUACUCAACUUUGGAUUCUAUAAAUUUGGCGUUGAAAUUUGUCUUAUAUUGAUGACAAUAACGACUGGCAACCAUGGCGAUAUAUUCAGUGUACUUUAUUGUCUACUUCUUAUUGCAUUUGUAUUAUUCAAUCGUGUAGAAUGUCAACGUUUUUGGUCAUAUUUAGUUGGAUUUAUGGCCAUCGUAUUACCUUAUCAAUAUCUGAUGUGUUUAGGUAUGGCGCCCGGUUUAUGUUGGCUUUAUCCAUGGCACCAUUUACCACAAGCUGAUCUUGAUUGGUAUUUUUUACCCGAUUUCAAACAUCAAUUACCCAAACAAAAACUCUAUCUAGAUUUUCUACUAUUUUUCUGUCUAUGUCGACAACUUCUUUAUUUCCGUUUGGAAUCAAAAUUAAGCCAAUAUGGUGGAUCAAAUUUAGAAGCUUAUAAAGAACAAACACCACCAAACGUGUUCGAUUGUUUUUCAUUUGGAACAUCAUUGUUUGAUUCAUUUAAAUCGUAUUUUUUGUUCUGUUUCUUUUGGAUUACAUUGGCCGUUCUAUUUUUGGCUGGAACAACACGUAUCAAUUUAUUCGGCCUUGGUUAUGUUUUAGGUAGUUUUAUUUUUCUAUGGAAUGGUAAUGAAUUCUAUCUGAAACCAAUGAAAAUGAUUUUUAAAUCAUGGAAAACAAUCAUUGGUUAUACAUGUUUGGCCAUGUUACUUAAAUCAAUUUUACAAGUUUUCGUUUUAACAUUAUUACGAAAUAAUAUGUGUUGGGCUGUACAAUUAAUGGGAUUAAGUUAUCAUCAAAGAGAUAUUAAUUGGUUUGAUCCAGCAACCAAAGAACUUUUCGAUAAAUGUCCAUCAACUGAUUCUGGUCUUCUUUGGGAUGGAAUUUGUUUUACAUUUCUUCUCAUACAGAAACGUAUAUUUUGUAGUCAUUAUUUUAAAUAUCUUAUUCGUGAAACAAAAGCACAACAAUUUUUAGCAGCACGUGGUGCUGAAUUAAUACAUGAAAUUCAAGCACAAGAAGUAGCUGAACAAGAAAUUGCCGAACGUGAAGUAAUGGAAAAAAUUAAACAAAAAAUGGAUCGAAUCAAAGAAGCACAGCAACGAAUGUUUGCCAAUCAAGCUCGUAGCAUUAAAUAUCAUAAACAAGCUGUCAAAUCCGGUGGUUAUUACAUGUUCGAAGAUGGUGAUACUGAAGUUUGUGACCUUAAUUAUAAAACAAGAGAAUCAUUAAUACCGGAUCCAGAAGGUGAUGAAAUACGUAAUAUUGCCAGAUCAAAAGGAUUCACUGCAUUUUGUUCGAAAAUAUUUAAAGGUGAAGAUACAUCCGAAGCUCCAUUUGUUUCAGAUGAAAUUACCGAUAUUGGUGAAUCAAGUCAUGAUUCACCAAUUAUAUCAGUCGAACGAAUCAAACGUAAUCCUGAUUCAUCACGUCCAACAACGAUGACUUCCGUACCGGAUUCUCAAGCAACCGAUUUUUCGGCAUUUUCAUCAUUAGUUUGUAGUGUUCCUGCACAUAUCGAUCAACCGAUUCCUGAAGAUCAACAGCAACAACAACAUCAGAAAACAAUAAAACAAGAAUCUGAAAAAUCAUAUUCAUUAGAAAGUGAUGAGCAACAAGAACCAACUUAUAUGGAAAAGAUUCGUAGCUGGUUUGAUUUUUUCAAAACAUUUACCGAAAGUAUUUUCAUUAGUUCAACAUCAAAUCUGAAUGCUGUUUCACGUGAUUAUCGUUUUGUUGCAAAACGAUUAGCUGUUGAGAAAAAAUGUUUGAAAAAAAUUAUUGAAAUCAAAGAACUUGACGGUAUACAAUAUGAUUUUAUUGGUGAUCAAAUAUGGAAGAAAAAUACAUUGGCCAAAUUAUCCAAAUUGACUGAAAAAAGUUUAGAAGAUGUAGCCAAAAGUGAUGCAAACGAUGUUCUACGUGUUUGGAGUGAUUUGGAUGCAACAUCUACCGAUACUAAUAAACAUUUAUAUCAUGUUUCAUUAGAUUCACGAUACAUGGAAACAAGUAUCUAUAUUCAUUUUUUUCGUGCUAUAUUCUAUGCUAUUCUAUCACGUUCUGAAGUUAUUUGUUAUAUAACAAUUGUUAUUAAUCAAAUUACAUCAGCAUCAAUUUUAUCGAUUCCAUUACCGAUGUUAACAUUUCUUUGGGGUUCAUUAUCCGUACCGCGUCCAUCAAAAUCCUUUUGGGUUACUUGUAUUACUUAUAUUGAAAUUGUUGUCGUAUUGAAAUAUGUUUUUCAAUUUCAUUUUUGGCCAUGGAUUGAAUUGGUAAAACCAUCACCAUUUUGGUGGCCACGUUUAUUGGGCAUUGAAAAAAAAGAUAAUUAUGCUAAUUAUGAUUUGGUUUUAUUAUUGGUACUAUUUUUUCAUCGUUUUAUGUUAAAAAGUCUUGGCCUUUGGGAUCUUAGCGAAACCGAAAUCAAAGCCUAUAUGACCAAUGCUGAAUUAUUUCAGACUCGUAUUGAAGAUGAUGAUGAAUUUCCCGAAGUAAAUCCGGCGAAUAAUGGUAAAAAAUCAAAACAUUCGAAGAAAAAAUCCAGCAGUGGUAAGAAAAAUAAAUCUUCACAAAAAACGGUUCAGGAAAAACCAUCUGAAGAGCAACAAAAACAACAACAACAGCAACAAGAAAUUUCAAGUGAUGACCAGAUUGAUCCGUCAUCAAUGAUGAUGAUAGCACCAUUACCGCCACCAUUACCUGAACAACAUUUAUAUGAAAAUGAAUUAAUGCAACAGGAAGAUGAUGAAGUAUCGGAAGGUGAUGAGAUAAAUUUUAUUUAUUUUUUAAUGGAAAUUCCUACACGUACUCGUAAAAAAUUUAUAGCCAAUGUGAGUCCAGUGUAUAAAUUUUUUCAUAAUGUUCUUCAUCCACCUUAUCGAAUCACACACGAUGUUUAUGCAUUAAUGUUUCUUUGUGAUUUUAUCAAUUUUUUCAUAUUGGUCUUUGGUUUUUAUGCUUUUGGAAGUGGUUAUUCUGGCAGUGAAGAUGUUGCCCGUUUUCUUGAGGAGAAUAAAAUUCCUAUUGGUUUUUUAAUCACAUUGUUGAUACAAUUUGCUCAGAUUAUUGUUGAUCGAGCUAUUUAUCUUCGAAAAUAUAUCAAAGGAAAGCUUUUAUUUCAGAUUUUUAUCGUAAUAUUUACACAUAUGUGGUUAUUCUUUGUAUUACCCGCUAUGACCGAUAAAGCCUUUACGGAUAAAACAAAUUUACCACCGAAAUUAUGGUACAUUUUUAAAUGUAUUUAUUUUCUAUUAUCAGCAUUUCAAAUACGUAGCGGAUAUCCGACACGUAUAUUGGGUAACACAUUUUGUAAAAAAUAUAAUUUCGUUAAUUGGUAUCUAUUUAAAGUGUACAUGCUCAUACCAUUUGUUUAUGAUCUUCGUAUGUAUAUGGAUUGGAUUUGGACAGAUACAAGUCUUGUUCUUGAUGAAUGGUCAUUAAUGGAAGAUAUUUUUGUCAAUCUUUAUCAACGUAAAUGUGAACUUCGAUUGGAUGAAGAAUUUCCGGAACCUAGAGGUCGGGCUAAGAAACGUUUUUUCAAAUAUCUAAUUGGUGGUUCUUGGGUGAUUAUCAUCAUUGCUUUAAUCUGGGGUCCACUUGUAUUGUUUGCGUUUGGUCGUGCUGUUGGUGAGAUUAAUCCACCUAUUGGUGCAACUUUCGAGUUGGAAAUCGGUGGUUAUCAACCAUUGUUCAAGAUGAGCGUAACCGAUAGUGGAUUAGUUCCUAUAAGUGAUCAAAAAUGGUCAAAACUUAGUUCAAGUUUUAACCGUGAUCCUGUAGCACAAACAUUCAUUAAUGGCUAUGAUCAACAAGAUGUUUAUAUUGUUAAUCUAAAUGGUAAUUCAACAGCUGUUUGGGGAAUUUCUCCACCAAGUCUAAAGAUAUUACAAAACGAAUUACUUUCAAACCAAGCACCAUUGAACAUGAAAUUAACUUAUUUUUUAACAAGAAAAAAGACCAAAACACAAGAUAUGGAUACGUCCAUUUAUGAUGAAUAUUUGAUCGAAUUACAUCCGCACAAAGAUAAGGAUUUACGAGUUAAAUUAGCCGAUAUGAUAUCAAGGAGUGAAGAACAAAGUCCGGCAAUCAUACCUCAUAUAUUUCCAAACUAUCUUCGUGCUCCCGAAAAAGGUAAACCUAUUGUUGUCACAGAAUUAGCACAGAAAAACUAUGGUUUACAUCAAUCACAAAUGUCGAAAAAUAAAUCGAUGAAUUUUCGAAAUCUAUUAAUUUUACUAAAAAAAGGAGAUUAUGAAGAUAAUUCUUCAAUGACAUCAUGGUGGGAAAUUCAUGAUGAUUGCCAAAAUACUGAUUAUCUUGAUCCAUUUCUUAAGAAUUUAAUGAUUACCGAACAUUGUCAAUUUCUUCCAGUCAUUGUGUUUAAUGAUAAAGUUUUUAUCGGUUUAUUAGCCUUUCUUUCUGGUUAUGGUAUAAUUGGUAUAUAUACUACAUUUGUAUUUUUAGUUUCACGUUGGGUACGUGGUCUUAAUUCUGAAUCAUCAUUUAAAGUAAUCUAUACACGAAUGCCAAAUGUUGAUCGUGUUUUACAAUUAUGUUUGGAUAUUUAUCUUGUACGUGAAAGUCGUGAAUUUGAAUUGGAAGAAGAUCUUUAUGCUAAAUUAAUAUUUUUAUAUCGAUCACCUGAAACAUUGAUUAAAUGGACAAAAAUCAGUGAAGAAAUUGCUAGUGUACCAUCUAAUCAAAAUCAACAACAACAACAAAAAAAUGAUCAAGAAUGAAUGGAAAAUUUUUUUUUAAAUGAAAUAUGAAUAAACAAAAAUAUAAUUAUAUUAAU